AGACAAGCUACAUUCCUACUCCGCACAGAAUAAUUUCAACCUAAGUAGACCUGUGCGGCUAUAAAUUAAAAAAGACCCAUUUAUUUUUCUAAAAAUUGAAUUUUCAAUUAUAACUUUGCUUCUUCUGUAGAACAUCUCUGUUCAGCUUAUUCUUCUCUGUGCAGACAUCAACCACCCACCAAAAUCAACUAGAACCAGUUCAUGAGGCCACACAACACACAGGACUUACUCCAAUGCUGGAAGCCAUUGCAUUCACUGUUCACAGAAUCUCUUAUGAGGUUUCUUCACUGCACAUCCUGAAUUACUUCUAUUUCUUCAUCAUUCAUACAAAGUUCUUCUUCCUGCUUCAGGUGACUUUCAAAUGCUCUGGUGCUGGAGAUGCCCAUUCAACAACCAUGGCCGUCUUCCACACUCUCUCCACCUUCACUUGGGAUGCCAAAGCAGUAAUGGCUUUGGCAGCCUUAGCAGUCAACUAUGGCGAGUUCUGGCUUACUGCGCAGCUCCAUGCGGAGAACCCAUUAGCCAAAUCUUUGGCUCUUCUGAAGCAGAUUCCAGACAUCAUUGAGCACACAGAUGUUCUCAAAGCUCGGUUCGACGCCAUUAACAAGCUCGUUACAGUCAUGCUCAGUGUCACCAAAUCCAUCAUAGAAUUCACUGAACUUCCUUCUGAUUAUAUUAGUUCGGACUCUCCUGACGUGACCAUGGCCAUGGCUCAUAUCCCCACUGCUGUCUAUUGGGUCAUUAGAGGCGUCGUUGCCUGUAUUUCCCAGACUAUUGGUCUCAUCGGAAUCGGCCAUGAGUGUCAGUUCUUCGAACCCGAAACAGACCCCGCUUCAGAUCUGGGUCAAACCCAAAACCGUGAAAAAAUAUACAUCAGCUCAACAACAGAGGCAUGGGAGCUCUCCACCAUAGCUCACAAACUAGCAAACAUACAUGGCCACCUCACCAAACAACUUGACCUCUGCAACAAAUACAUUGAUGGAAAGAGACAUCACGAAGCCUAUCAAACUCUGGUUAGGCUCUUCGAGACCAUCCACAUAGACAACUUGAAGAUCCUCAGGGCUCUAAUCUAUUCCAAAGAUGAUCUUGCUCUCUUUGAUUGCUUCAGAAAGAAGAGAGUUGGUGUUGAUGUGCUGAGAAGGAAAAUCGUUAUGCUUUUCAUAAGCGACCUCGAUAUUAGCCAUGAGGAGCUCUUCAUUCUCGUUCAGAUAUAUCAAGAUAUCCACCAUAGCAAGACUGAAAGGAACUAUGAGAUAGUCUGGUUGCCAGUUACAGACAGAGACCAGCCAUGGACAGAGAAGAGAGAAGAUGACUUCAACAGAUUAGCCUCAAAUAUGCCAUGGUACAUACUGCACCAUCCCUCUCUUCUUCAACCUGCAGUCAUCAGGUACAUAAGGAAGGUCUGGCAUUUUGAAAAGAAGCCAAUUUUGGUGGUCUUAGAUCCUCAAGGAAAGGUUGUUUGCCCCAAUGCAAUCCACAUGAUUUGGAUAUGGGGAAGCCUGGCCUUUCCUUUUACUAGCAGUAGAGAAGAGGCUUUAUGGAAGGAAGAAACCUGGAAGCUGGAGCUCCUAAUCGAUGAGAUUGACCAAACCAUUCUUUCCUGGAUCAGGGAAGGUAAGCAUGUUUGCCUCUACGGAGGAGAAGACAUAGACUGGAUCAGGCAUUUCACCAAGCAGCUAAAGUACGUGGCACAUGAAGCCAAAGUGCCACUGGAAAUGGUUUAUGUAGGGAAGAGCAACCCGAAAGGAAUCAAGAAGGCGAUAGGAAUCAUCAAGGAGGAGAAGCUGAGUAGCUACUGGGACGAUCCCGCCAUGGUUUGGUUCUUCUGGGUGAGGCUGGAGAGCAUGUGGUACUCGAUGAUGCAGCACGGUAGAAACGUUGAAGAAGACCAAAUCAUGCAGGAGGUGAUGCAUAUGCUGAGCUUCGGCGGUGGCGAUGAAGGAUGGGCUAUAAUCAGCCAUGGCUCGUUUGAGAUGUUGAAGUCCCAUGGUAAAAAGCUCCAUGAUUGCUUGCUGGACUUCGAAAACUGGAAGGCCGACGUGGAGGUUGAGGGGUUCUUACCGGCGCUGGCGAAGGCUCUGCUGCCUUAUCAGACACACGAGCACUGCACGCGCCUGAUUCUUCCAGGCGACACAGGACAAAUUCAGGAGAAGGUGGUUUGUGCUGAGUGCAAGCGUCCCAUGGAGAAAUAUGUUCUCUUCCGCUGCUGCAAAGACUGA
Molecule: messenger RNA, 2219 nt
Organism: Dendrobium catenatum
Lineage: Eukaryota; Viridiplantae; Streptophyta; Magnoliopsida; Asparagales; Orchidaceae
Product: protein SIEVE ELEMENT OCCLUSION B
Exons: 4
Coding region: 234-2219 (661 amino acids)
Biological process (GO): phloem development
Source: RefSeq, a predicted model, not a curated record